Molecule: messenger RNA, 1545 nt
Organism: Gossypium raimondii (Peruvian cotton)
Lineage: Eukaryota; Viridiplantae; Streptophyta; Magnoliopsida; Malvales; Malvaceae
Product: E3 ubiquitin-protein ligase SINAT2
Exons: 4
Coding region: 240-1184 (314 amino acids)
Biological process (GO): ubiquitin-dependent protein catabolic process; multicellular organism development
Cellular component (GO): cytoplasm
Molecular function (GO): ubiquitin protein ligase activity; zinc ion binding; protein binding
Source: RefSeq, a predicted model, not a curated record
AGAAAAAUCCGAAGUUAGUGUGUGUGUGCGCAUAUUAUAUAUAUAGAAGAGACGCGUUUGGCGUUGCGUUUUGCAUAUUUGCAAAACAAAACAUGGUCACCAUUUGAUGGAAAAACAAUUUCUCCAAAAUUUUCUCCUUCGUUUUCCAUGUUUUUGGUUAAAAACCCGGAAAUAGAGAGUGAAGCCUCUCAAAGUAGAUAAAUAUAAAAUAAUUGCAGUAGUUGACAUUUUGAGUAGCAAUGGCUCCUGGAGGCAACGCUUGCAAAGAAGUCAUUGAGUCUCAUUCCCCUGUUGCAGAUUAUGACAUAGCUUCAGCAAAAUCUGAGAGUAAUAAUGCCACUAGUACUACUACAACUGCAACAAUGAAAACUUCUGUUAAUUUAGUUGGAAAACAUGGAAUUCAUUCAAACAACGGUGUUUAUGAGCUCCUUGAGUGUCCUGUAUGCACGAAUUUGAUGUAUCCACCAAUUCACCAGUGCCCAAAUGGACACACUUUGUGUUCGAACUGCAAGAUUAGAGUGCACAACUGUUGCCCAACAUGCCGCUAUGAUCUUGGAAAUAUAAGGUGCUUAGCUUUGGAGAAAGUUGCAGAAUCCUUGGAACUCCCUUGUAAAUACCAGAAUCUAGGUUGCCAAGAUAUCUUCCCCUAUUACAGCAAGCUUAAGCAUGAGCAGCACUGUCGGUUCCGUCCCUACAAUUGCCCUUAUGCUGGGUCUGACUGCUCUGUCACAGGUGACAUCCCCACCCUUGUUUCACAUCUCAAGGAUGAUCACAAAGUCGACAUGCAUGAUGGAUGUACCUUCAAUCAUCGAUAUGUCAAAUCAAAUCCACAUGAAGUUGAAAAUGCUACAUGGAUGCUUACUGUUUUCAAUUGUUUUGGAAGACAGUUCUGCUUGCAUUUUGAAGCUUUCCAGCUUGGGAUGGCACCUGUCUAUAUGGCCUUUUUACGUUUUAUGGGAGAUGAUAAUGAAGCUAAGAAAUUCAGUUACAGUUUGGAGGUCGGUGCCAAUGGCCGUAAGCUAAUAUGGCAAGGAAUUCCAAGGAGCAUUCGCGACAGUCAUAGGAAAGUUCGUGACAGUCAGGACGGACUGGUGAUCCAAAGGAACCUAGCUCUAUACUUCUCGGGUGGUGAUAGGCAAGAGCUGAAGUUGAGGGUAACUGGCCGUAUAUGGAAAGAAGAAUGAUAAUAAAAAAAAGGAUGUUGAAUCGAGGUGAUUUUGUAUAGUAUCAGAAACAUUCCGAGUCUCAUUGGCAAACAAAUGAAAGCUUCGGUUGUAAUCGGGGCUUUAUGUCCACUGCAUUGCAAUCCCUCUGCUGACCGCCCACCAGCCCGGCUGCCACCUUCUACUGAAUGUUUUAGGGUAGGAAAUGAUUUGUAUGAGUCUGCUUGGUUGCUCAAAGUUUAAUGCAGCAACAUGUAUGGAGCGUUCCUUUUGAAUCCUUAGAACUCAUUUUGUUUUUUCGCAUUCUUUUCAAUGCGAUCGCCAUUGGCUUCCUGUAUGAAACCAUGUUCUUCAUUAAUUUUAUCAACUUCUAAUUUCCUCA